This is a messenger RNA of Drosophila willistoni, 818 nucleotides long. RefSeq names its product protein D2. The transcript is spliced from 2 exons. The record is from RefSeq and is a predicted model, not a curated record. Lineage: Eukaryota; Metazoa; Arthropoda; Insecta; Diptera; Drosophilidae. The coding region runs from base 104 to 679 and encodes 191 amino acids.
UCUGAUUUCUAGAUUAUAUAUUCUCUAAGCAAGCCUUGCUCAAUUGUUUAUCCAUUUAAAAUUUCUUCUGUAAAACCUAAUUAUUACUAUUUCGGCCAUUAUAAUGGCUGCCCAAUCAGCCACGGUGGAAGAAAUUUUUCAGGCCCAUGGCAUAGUGCCCGAUAUUAUACCACGCGCACCCAAGAACUUUCUAAAGGUCUCCUAUAAAAGCGGAGUUAUGGCCAAGGAUGGCGUCGAACUGACGCCUACUCAAGUCAAAGAUCAGCCGUGCGUUGAAUGGGAAGCCGAAACAGAUGCUUUAUACACUUUAUUGCUUACCGACCCAGAUGCUCCAAGUCGCAAGGAUCCAAAGUUUCGAGAAUGGCAUCAUUGGUUGGUUGGUAAUAUACCUGGCAAUCAAAUAGAUAAGGGAAAUGUGCUCAGUGCCUAUGUGGGCGCUGGACCACCCCAAGGAACUGGCCUGCAUCGCUAUGUCUUCCUGCUGUUUAAGCAACCGAAAAAGUUAUCCUUCGAUGAGCCACGCAUACCAAAGACAAGUUCGUCGAAAAGAGAAAAGUUUAGCACUGUCAAAUUUGUAGCCAAGUAUAAGUUGGACAAUCCUGUAGCUGGUAACUUUUUUCAGGCACGUUACGAUGAUUAUGUGCCCAAGCUUUAUAGGCAAUUGUCGGGCAAGAAGUAGAAAGACAAAGCAUGAACAAAUAAUAUAAAAAAUAAUUUCCAUUAUUAAAUACAUUACAAAUUAACUUUGCUAAAUUUUCAAGUUAAUAGCUAUUAAAUCAAGCGUAACCAAAACAAAAGAGCUACGACAUAUAAAUACA